Molecule: messenger RNA, 1320 nt
Organism: Plasmodium coatneyi
Lineage: Eukaryota; Apicomplexa; Aconoidasida; Haemosporida; Plasmodiidae
Exons: 1
Coding region: 1-1320 (439 amino acids)
Biological process (GO): negative regulation of translation; negative regulation of ribosome biogenesis
Molecular function (GO): ribosomal large subunit binding
Source: RefSeq, a predicted model, not a curated record
AUGUUCGUGAGGAGGUUCCCAACCUGUGCGCCGCUCUCCUUCGCGAGGAGGUACAUUGGGAACCAUAACAAAAUUUUUGACAAGCUCAAAGAAAGAGGGGGGCCUCUGGACGGGGAAACAAGUGAACACGUGUGCAACGAAAACAGCAAUGACGACCGAGUGGAAAUAAUUAACAUUGAUGAGAGGAUCCUCCGGAAUGAUAACAUCCCCUGGGGGGAGGUGAAACAAACAGGGGAAGAAAACAAAGACGAUCAAAACAGAGAAGAUGAAUUCUACAAAAACAUGAGGUACUUUAAGAAUGUCGAUGUGAGAAGCUUCAUCCAGGAGACGAUUGACUAUUACACACUUAAGCAGCUCGGAGGGGAUGAGUGGACAGCGAAGGAAGGACAGCACGAAGGGUCGAAUGAGAAGGGGGGACUCCAAAUGGAAAGGGGGGAAGCAGCAGCAGGAGAGCAACGAGUGGGCUAUAACGCAGAGCAAGCAUAUAGACCAACCACCUUCGAGGAGAAACCAAAACGCGAUCAUCACGCAGGGGAAAAAAACUACCAAGGGUUAACCCCUGCACAAAGAUUUUAUGAAGAGAACAAGGAGAAGCUUAUAAUGGAAAGUAUGAAGCAGUACAACGAACGGAGGAUAAAACUGGAUGGGGGGAGUAACCCUCACCUUGGGGGACAGACAACCCAGGGGGAGGAAGCUGAAGAAGACUAUUACCACACCCAGGUGACGGACCCCAUUGUCAGGCAGAGGGAGAACUACCUGUUCGACUACGAAGAUGAUGAAGGGGAAACAAACGGUGAUGAAGGCAGCAACGAAGCAGACGACAGUGUCGAACUGGAGAAGGGGGUCAUGCCCACCAUCGAGCAGAUCGUCUUCAUCCUAAAGCAUGAGAAGGUAAAAAACAUUAAAGUAAUAGACUUGGAUAAAUGCGGACGGAGAGACAUCGGGAUGUUCCUAAUUCUUUGCACAGGAGAAACACCCAAACAUAAUAAACGAGUGGGUAAAUUAAUCAGUAGAAUUUUUGUAGACCUAGAGAUACCCUACAUUUCGAAGGUAGCCUACUGUUACUGCAAUAAGUUUGAUGACUGGAUCAUUGCCCACUGUGGUCCCCUCAAAGUGCAUGUAGUUACGAAGGAGUUACGAGAUCUUUACGACCUGGAAAGUCUCUUCCUUUACCCCCAUGAGCAUUUCGACAGUGGGAAUUUCCCUGCCUUCUUCGACUACACGCCAGGCAUUCCGCCCCCCUACAUCGUCCGCAGUAACUCCUCCCUGGACGCCUAUCCGAAUGAUGAGCUUUACCGCAAGUUCCUUACGGAUACGUGA